Molecule: messenger RNA, 612 nt
Organism: Vicia villosa (hairy vetch)
Lineage: Eukaryota; Viridiplantae; Streptophyta; Magnoliopsida; Fabales; Fabaceae
Exons: 2
Coding region: 1-612 (203 amino acids)
Molecular function (GO): nucleic acid binding; RNA-DNA hybrid ribonuclease activity
Source: RefSeq, a predicted model, not a curated record
AUGGGAGUUUUACGCGAUUUGUUUGACUAUUCAGUGGUUCGAGAUAUUUUACAAGUUCCGUUGGCAGAGGAAGUGAUGGAAGACCGCAUGGUUUGGAAGGAUGAUGCUAAAGGUCUUACUGAUAUUAUAUCUCCUCGUCUUUAUAUUUUUCAGGAUAUCAAGUCCCUUAUCCAUGAUAUUUGUUUGAAGAAGGAUAGGAAAAUCGCAGGAAGAGUUGCGGUUAUGUUGGAAGGUUUGUGGAAGAAUAGGAGCGACUCUGUUUGGCAUAAUGAGAAGGAAGAUGCAUCUAGACUUGGUUGGCUAGCAUUCCAUAAGUGUCAAGAUUGGUUUCUAGCCCAAAAUCUUCGGGAAACGCAGUUACAUAACGGAGAGUUGGUUAAUUGGAAUCCGCCUCCUUUUGGUUGCUUUAAAUGUAACGCCGAUGCCGCCUUUAAUCAGCGUGUCGGAUCUACGAAUCGAGGUUGGUGUAUUCGUAACGAUCAUGGUAACUUUAUUGCUGCAGGUGCUGCGUGGGAUAGUUGUACUUUCUCUGUGUUAGAGGCGGAGGCCUUAGCCCUCAAGGAAGCAAUCCAAGCUAUUUCUAUGUUUCAUAAUGCCCCGAUGAUUUUUUAG